Parastagonospora nodorum SN15 is the source of this 1008-nucleotide messenger RNA. RefSeq lists its product as hypothetical. Gene Ontology annotation, molecular function: glycosyltransferase activity. The coding region runs from base 1 to 1008 and encodes 335 amino acids. The transcript has a single exon. NCBI's taxonomy places the organism in Eukaryota, Fungi, Ascomycota, Dothideomycetes, Pleosporales, Phaeosphaeriaceae. The record is from RefSeq and is a predicted model, not a curated record.
AUGCGCACCGUGAUUAAUUGGCAUCGCCGCUUCUCCUCUCUUGGUUGGACAAUCUAUGUCCUAAACACCGUACCAGGAUCUCCUCUCAACGUUUCCAACUUCAUCGACACUUCUUCACGAUCCGAGGUCCCGGAAGCCUUCAUAAACGGCACGAUCAAUGGCACAUACGCUCGCCAGCAUACUUCUGACCUGAUUCGCUUUCCCCUGCUACUCAAGUAUGGCGGCAUAUAUCUUGACGUUGGAGUGUUGCAGUUUGGCGACCUAGACUGGCUGUGGACCGAGCAUAUCACCAAUCCUGCAUCGCCGUACGACUUCGCUGGAUUCACAAUGAGCCCUCCGCCGGACGGGAUUUCCGUCGCCAACUUCAUGUUCAUGUGUGAAGCUGGCAAUCCGCUUAUUCGGCGUUCACACCACAUUCUGCUCAAGGUGUGGGAAGGAAAGACGAACACAACUGGAGCGCAUCAACAUCCAUUCGUCAAUCAUGUGCCUUUGAUGCUCGUUCCACCAGGUGCUAGCCAAGCAGCUAUGACGGACUACGCGAUCCAGAUCCAGUGUAUGGGAGCUGCGCAGCGCUGGAAAGAUGAUGACGAUGGCUGGGAUGGGCCCAAAUACGUGCGCGAGCAUUGCUGGCUCUACGACAUGAUUAGCUGCGCCUUUUCACAUGAAGUAGCGACAAAUUGGAGCAGCCAACGACAAUGGGAGCUUCUGAAGCAGAAGCUACCACGGUCCGGUGAGGAGGAGACCGAGGAUCAGGCACUCGCAAGAAGCAUAGUUGAAAAUACGGUCUCAAAUACUUGGGCCUUGAAGCUUGCUCACGGCUUUUUGGUGGAGCUUUUCGGUACAGAUACCUUGGGCGUGCUUUGGCGGAAGAAUGAAGGCAGUGACUGCGAGGAUGGAACGUAUGCUGGAUGGCUGAGAUGGGCAGAGGUAAAUCUUAAGCAGGAUCACGUGCCCAAGCCGAUGGACGUCCCGGUGUAUGAGCCAACUAUUAAGGCUAAGUUGCUAUAG